Vigna angularis (adzuki bean) is the source of this 1542-nucleotide messenger RNA. RefSeq names its product E3 ubiquitin-protein ligase AIRP2. The record is from RefSeq and is a predicted model, not a curated record. Gene Ontology annotation, molecular function: ubiquitin protein ligase activity. Lineage: Eukaryota; Viridiplantae; Streptophyta; Magnoliopsida; Fabales; Fabaceae. Bases 719 to 1447 code for a protein of 242 amino acids. The transcript is spliced from 5 exons. Gene Ontology annotation, biological process: protein ubiquitination.
AGGUUUAACUUGUUAAGUCUUUUAAAAAUAAAUGCAGUUAGCUAAAACAAGAGUAGUUGAAAAAGAAAUUUAGUGUUUUAUUUUUUUUGUUAAAAAAGGUUUAACUAGUUGAGCUGUUAACAUUAAAUAAGAUAGCAUUCUUGGUAACAAAAUUCUCUCAUCUGGGUAACUUUCAUUAACCAAAAAGGUAGUUAAAGUGUAAAAAAAUUGCUUUCUUAACUGAAUUGGUCAGUUUAAGAUUCCAGAAUAAUGUAUUCAUUAACAAAGUUCUUAAACUUCUUUGGAAUGAAAAAAGUAUCAUAAACUAAAACAUAAGUAAUUAACACAAAAAAGGACAUUUAAAAAAGAGAGUUAGGUUUUGAAAUUUUACCUAAAAUUAAAACAGACCUUAAAACCAAAUAAAAAAACACGUAAAGAAGUAGUUACCAGUAAAUUUGUCAAAUCCGAAAAAGCCGACCAUAUAUUUAAAAAAUAUGAAUUUGUGAUGUUUUAUCAAUUAAAUCAAUUCUAAUACGUUAAAGAAGUAAACUUUACAUUCUUAAAAAUAUGAACUUGUAUAUUUUACCAACUGAAUUGACCUUUAUCAGUUAGAAAGGGUAACAGUGUCAUUUUGAUAGUGUCAGGUCAUAUCAUAUCACAUAUCUUGGUAUAGUAUAAUACCAUCGUCUUUGUGGGAUAAUCCUUGGUUGCAUGCAGAAUAUUUCUCUGGAAAACAUCUAUGGGAAAGUGUUCCUUCAAGGACUCUCUGAAGGCUCUGGAAGCUGAUAUUCAGUAUGCUAAUACUCUGACAUUGGACCAUCCAAGGGAAAGAGAUGGAGGAUGCUUUCAGAUGAGAAUAUCUUACAGUCCAGCAGCUCCUAUUUUUCUAUUUCUUGUUCAGUGGGCUGAUUACCGUUUGGCUGGUGCUCUGGGUUUGCUGAGAGUUCUAGUUUAUGUGACUUAUGGAAAUGGGAAUAAUACCAUGUCAAUAUAUGAAAGGAAAGCAAGCAUCAGACAAUUUUACACUGUUAUAUUUCCUGCUCUGUUGCAACUUGAGAAAGGCAUCACGGAUUUGGAGGAAAGGAAACAGAAAGAAGUGGCUCUUAGGUACAAAGGAAAGAGUGGCUUAACGGAGGGAAAACUAUCUGAUAUUGACAUUGAAAGAGAAGAGGAAUGUGGAGUCUGCUUGGAAGUGACAGCUAAAGUUGUGUUGCCAGAUUGCUGCCACCACAUGUGUUUGCAGUGCUACAGAGAUUGGUGUGAGAGAUCUCAGUCUUGCCCCUUUUGCCGGAAUAGCCUGAAGAGAAUCGAUUCCGGGGACCUUUGGAUUUACACAGACAUGAAUGAUGUUGUUGAUAUUGGGACAAUUUCCAAAGAGAAUUGCAAGAGGCUGUUUCUUUACAUAGAGAAGUUGCCUUUAAUUGUUCCAGAUCCCAGAUACGUGUUCUAUGAUCCAUUUCUGAGAUGAGUUUCUGAGAUUUUGGAAAACAGUUUGUUCACUUUACUUGUACAUCCAUUUUAGACCAUAACUUAGUUGUAUAUAUUUAAUUGGCUUUCUUCCAA